Messenger RNA from Eruca vesicaria subsp. sativa (arugula), 1168 nucleotides. The record is from the annotation of a GenBank genome assembly. Lineage: Eukaryota; Viridiplantae; Streptophyta; Magnoliopsida; Brassicales; Brassicaceae.
CAAAACUACUCGAAAAAAGACGGAGAGUUCACGGGAGAAGAUGAAGAAGAAGAAGAUACAGCCAGAAAAAUAACAUCACCCGUGAGCUUCUCUCUAAGGAAAAGAACUCCUCCGUGAACUCCUCCUGCUCCGGCGACUGCCGUGUCCUCCGCUCGGUCGCGCGGUCGUCGGAGCCCCAGAUCUCGUGUUUAUCCGCUCCUCCUUGUAUGUCUCUGUGGUCUCGGCGGAGGUUUGGCUAAACAAGGUUUUCUUUCCGGUUCAGAUCCAGUGCUCCCUGCGUAGAGUUCAAGGGUCUCGGUGCUGUGGGAUGCGCUUGAGGACGGCGCUUGUCUCACCUUACCACUCUCCUCCUCUUUCUUGGAGUUUCAGUCCGGUUAGGUUUUUCAGAUCUUAUAGCUCUCUCAAGUUUGGCGGCGCGUGGGUCGUCGGUGGUCCUCUCCAAGUGUUCUCACAUCUCUCAGGGUGGCGCGUGGCUGAGGGUGGGUACGGCGUCUUGUUGGGGUUCCGGAUUGGAGCUGUGUGCUCCGGUCUUCUUGCUCUGGCUUUGUUUUCCAUUGGUGGUCUCUGGUGGGUUGCGUGGAGGCUUCAUAGGUUGGGCUUAGUGCUCUCCUCACGGUGGUUUCAGUGGCAGCGCACUGCGGUUCGCUUCGGCUUCCGCUUCAAAGCACAGAGUUACCGGCGGUGUGGCGCUCAACGCCCCACUCUGUUCUCCAUUUGCUUUGUACAGGUACUUUUGCUCUCUUGGGGGUUGUAGUAGGUAGCUUGGAUUUGUUCAGGAUGGCAAUUGGGUCUCGGCUCUGCAAACUCACUCGAUAGCACCACUCCGGAGGUUGUGUACCCUUCCGGUCCGAUUGUUCUAUACGGACUCUUGGUUAAAUGGAUGUACACGGUCCCGGUUGACGGACUUGAAGGCGGCAAUCUUCGAGUUUGUCUCCCGUACGACGGCAUCGCUGGCUGGUGUCACUACCUCGUGCCGCCGGUGGUGGAGUGCGUCGGGUUGGUAAGUAGGUACGUGCUCGUGAUUCUCUGGAUUAGCUUUGCUUGGUGGGUCAUUAGGAAGCUGUAGGCACCGUGCAAUCAAGGUUUGAGGGCGCCUUUCUCUCGGGCUCGUGGCAACCGUCGACUUUCCUCAUAUGCUCCGGUCCCUUGGUUUGAGCUCGCCUCGUUG